AUGAGUAUCUUAAGCUUGAACUGCCGUGGGCUUGGGAACCCACGGGUGAUUCAGUUCCUUAAAGAGUUGGUCUCUCAAAAGAAGCCCAGUUGUAUUUUCUUGUGUGAAACACCAUGUUCUCGAGAGAGGGUGGAGUAUGUUCGUUGUCUUCUUGGUUUUGAAGGUGGUUUUGCCGUGGAUGCCCAUGGAAGAAGUGGUGGUAUAGCUUUACUUUGGCAUAAGGUUGAUGAGGUUAGUUUGCUUAGUUAUUCCUCUAAUCAUAUUGAUGUUAUGAUUAGAAGUGUUGGUCCCUAUGAGUACCGUUUGACUGGUAUAUAUGGGGAGCCGAAUAGAUCCUUACGCAACAGAACAUGGGAGCUAAUUCGGACCCUGCAAAUGCAAAGGGACUCACCUUGGUGUUUGAUUGGGGAUUUUAAUAACAUUAUUAGUCAUGAGGAUAAAAGAGGUGGUUUACCUUAUCCUAACUGGUUGGUUCAAGGUUUCCAAGAUGUGAUUCAAGAGUGUGGUCUCCAUGAUAUUAACUUAAUAGGAUACCAGUUCACUUGGGAGGCUAGUCGUGGUACUGAUAGGUGGAUUGAAGUGCGCCUGGAUAGAGGUUUGGCUAACCAGAAAUGGCUGGACUUUUUUCCCUUAGCAAAGCUUUUUAACUUGGAGGUGUCUUCAUCAGACCAUUGCCCUUUGCUUUUAGACCCCUGUUAUAGGCAACGGGUGUUCCUUCAUAGAGGCUUCAAGUUUGAAAACGCCUGGAUCCGUGAGCUUUUGUGUCAACAGAUUAUUGAGAAUAGUUGGAAUUCUUGUAGGGGUCGUUCCUUCUAG
Humulus lupulus (European hop) is the source of this 816-nucleotide messenger RNA. RefSeq lists its product as uncharacterized. NCBI's taxonomy places the organism in Eukaryota, Viridiplantae, Streptophyta, Magnoliopsida, Rosales, Cannabaceae. Gene Ontology annotation, molecular function: catalytic activity. The record is from RefSeq and is a predicted model, not a curated record. Bases 1 to 816 code for a protein of 271 amino acids. The transcript has a single exon.